AGUCAGUAAGCAUCCGCCUUUAUAAAUUUAUACCAGAUCUCCUAAAAUGAAAAAUCAAAGGAGACUGUAUCUGGCUCAUGCGAGCCCUAACGGUCUAGCACCAGAAACCCUCACCUAUACACACCUUAACCUCAGGAUCCCCAUCCUAGUGGCCCAAGGUAAACCCCUGACCCAGAGGGGACCUGGACUCCGCGGUCCAGCCAGUCCACCCUCUGACGUGGACAGUGCAACUGUCCUGCAAACUGUUCGGUUUUGCUUCUAACUUGCUCUUGAACUCUUUCCUGCAGAAAUCAAAAACCCUUCACCAGAGGAAGGGUCCGAACCACUCCCUGGUGACAUAAACACAACAGGAAACGACUUUCCCACCCUCGCUCGGAACCCUGGGGAGGGCAAAGACAGGAAGACCGCUACUUGGCCCCAGGAGAUGGGCAUCUGGAGGAGGGAGGGACUUCCGGUCUCGGCAGCCCGUAGGGAAACAGAAUAGGGCGCCGGGGAAAGGAAGGGGACCUGGGCGAGGUGAGGGCGGGAGUCCAGGAGCUGAAAAGUAAACACGGCAAAAGCCGAGGUUGGGGUGUAGGGAGGUACGAAAGUGUCGGUAACACCAGAAAGAACACACGAAAAGCGGAAGUGGGGGGAAAUGCAAGGGAACGGGAAAGGGUUGCGAGACAGCCAAAGAGGAAGAGAGGAAGUCACUGUCUGGAAGGCCUAGGGGUUGGCGCUUGCGUCUACGGUUUUGUCAUCUAAGAGUCCUAGGAUGUUGCAGUGGAAUGGACUGUAGCACCUCUGCAAGCGAAUCUCAGACGCAGCGGGUGUAGCCGGUUUUCUGCGAAGCCGCCGCGCGUGCCUAUCGCCCCCUGCUGGGCGCGGAGAAGCAGUACUGCAGCGCCGCCGACCAACGUGGCCAGGUGAAGGAGGGCUAGGAAAAAAGAAAUGGCAAAUAGUCUGCUGAAGACAUCUGUAAGGACAAAUUUGCUACAUCAAACAGGGUUGUCACUUUAUAGUAUAUCGCAUGGCUUCCAUGAAGAAGAAGUAAAAAAGAAACUUCAUCAGUUUCCUGGUGGAUCCGUUGACCUUCAGAAGGAAGACAAUGGCAUUGGCAUUCUUACUCUGAACAAUCCAAGUAAAAUGAAUGCCUUUUCAGGUGUUAUGAUGCUCCAACUUCUGGACAAAGUGAUAGAAUUGGAAAAUUGGACAGAGGGGAAAGGCCUCAUUGUCCGUGGGGCAAAGAAUACUUUCUCUUCAGGAUCUGACUUGAAUGCUGUGAAAGCAUUAGCAACUCCAGAGG
Molecule: messenger RNA, 1285 nt
Organism: Tupaia belangeri chinensis (Chinese tree shrew)
Lineage: Eukaryota; Metazoa; Chordata; Mammalia; Scandentia; Tupaiidae
Product: ethylmalonyl-CoA decarboxylase
Biological process (GO): fatty acid beta-oxidation
Cellular component (GO): cytosol
Molecular function (GO): catalytic activity
Source: RefSeq, a predicted model, not a curated record